AUGCUGCUGAUGUAUUCGUACAAUUUACAAGGCAAUCUCAAUCCGUCCAUAUCGUUCGGUGGUCGUUGGUGCCAAAUACGCACUUAUCUUGCUCAUGUCUGUUUUUGUGCUUUGUAUUAUUCCUUCGUUUUGCAAGCAAUGUUUCGGUUAUUUAGAAUAGUAUUUUAUAGACAUAAAGUUUUUCAAUCAUUUGGUGUCUUUUGUAUCGCUGUGUUUCUACAAUGGGUGAUCUCGUUUCUAUGGAUUCUUCCAAAUCUUUUACUAGGUGAUUUUCAGUAUCUUCAGAUGGAAUACAAUUGUUGGAUCAGUUUUGAAAAUCUUCGUGGACUCAUCAUGGUUACUGUGACUAUUUUCAACAAUCCUCUCUCGAUUAUCUUUACUAUCUACACACAAAUCAUUCGAUAUACUCGUCGCUCGAGCGAAAUGCAACAACAACGACGGCAACAUUCGAAUAAAAGAGACUUGCUCAUUCUAAAACGUAUCGUAAUUCUCAUAUUCAUUAUUGUUGGAAUAGGUUUACCCACAGUUAUCAUUGUGAUAAUAUACAUCUGCACGAAAUAUGUUGUUGCAUUUGCUUAUCACAUUCAAGGAUUAAGCAUAUCAUUGGGCGUAUUCAUUGCAUCGAUAUCGUUGAUAUUUAUUACACCACAAAUACAAGAAGUUUUCCAGAGUCAAGCCAGAGUUCAUCCUCAUGAAACUCGAAUGAUGACACUAGCUCAGCAGAACGUACAUCCUCUCGGUUACUAA
Messenger RNA from Adineta ricciae, 747 nucleotides. NCBI's taxonomy places the organism in Eukaryota, Metazoa, Rotifera, Eurotatoria, Adinetida, Adinetidae. The record is from the annotation of a GenBank genome assembly.